GAGCUGCUCUGACUUCCGCGUUUGUGCGAUUAGGCGGAGACCAAGCGGCCGGGAGCAGGGACCGAGCUAAAGGAUCCGGGACGCUCCGUUUACCAUUCAUUAGAGAGAGAGAAAGGAAUACAAACAACGCGGACAAACAUGUCGUACGAACUGAAGCACGUGUUUGCCAGCCUUCCUCAGAUGGAGAGGGGCGUGGCCAAAAUUAUCGGUGGGGACCCAAAAGGGAACAAUUUCCUGUACACAAAUGGAAAAAGUGUCAUCAUUCGGAACAUUGAUAAUCCUUCAAUUGCUGAUGUCUACACAGAACAUCCUCACCAAGUCAUCGUUGCCAAAUACGCACCCAGUGGCUUCUACAUUGCCUCAGGAGAUGUGUCGGGUAAGAUCCGGAUUUGGGACACGACUCAGAAGGAGCACUUGCUGAAGUACGAGUAUCAACCCUUCGGAGGGAGGAUAAAGGACAUCAGCUGGACUGAGGACAGCAAGCGUAUCGCCGUGGUGGGAGAAGGACGAGAGAAGUACGGUGCGGUGUUCCUAUGGGACUCGGGCUCUUCAGUGGGCGAGAUCAUCGGCCACAGUAAGGUCAUUAACAGCGUGGACCUGAAACAGACCCGGCCGUACAGGCUUGCCACGGGCAGCGAUGAUAACAGCGUCGCCUUCUUCGAGGGGCCACCUUUCAAAUUCAAGUGCACUGUUAGCGAUCACAGUCGCUUUGUGAAUUGUGUUCGUUUUUCGCCAGACGGAAGCCGGUAUGUUUCAGCAGGAGCCGACGGACAGAUCUUCAUUUACGAUGGAAAGACGACAGAAAAACUGGGAUCGCUCGGAGGAGAGAAAGCUCAUGAGGGCGGGGUUUACGCUGUGAGCUGGAGUCCAGACAGCACUCAGCUUAUCUCUGCAUCCGGCGAUAAGACCGUCAAAUUAUGGGAUAUGGCGAGCAGCACUGCCGUGACGACCUUUAAACUGGGCACUGAUGUUUUCGAUCAGCAGCUGGGUUGCCUGUGGCAGAAAAAUCACCUCCUGAGCAUUUCACUGUCCGGCUACAUCAACUACCUGGAUAAGAACAACCCAGACCGACCCGUUCGCGUCAUCAAGGGUCAUAGUAAGUCCAUUCAGUGUGUGACUGUACAUAAAGACGACGGCCGGAACAUCCUCUACUCUGGCAGCCAUGACGGACAUAUCAAUAUCUGGGAUAGUGACAGCGGCGAGAACGAUGCGCUAUCAGGAAAAGGUCACACGAACUCCGUGACUCGGCUUACCGUAGAUGACUCGGACCAACUGGUGAGCUGCAGCAUGGAUGAUACAGUCCGCUUCACCGACCUGAAGAAGAAGGAGUACAGCGCUUCUGACGUGACGAAGAUGGACACUCAGCCAAAGACCAUAUCUGUCGGAUCAGGAGGCUUGGCUGUAGCUGCGUGCUUUGAACAGCUGGUGCUGUUGAAGGAUAAGCGGAAAGUUUUCACUCUGGAUAAUCUGGGCUAUGAGCCAGAAGUGGGCGCAAUUCACCCUGGGGGUGGCACCGUGGCAGUGGGCGGAGCUGAUGGAAUGGUGCAUCUCUACUCAGUCCAGGGGAACACCUUGAAGGACGAUGGGAAGGUUCUGAACACCAAAGGCCCUGUGACUGAUGUGCAAUAUUCCAGAGAUGGGGCAUUCCUCGCUGUCUCAAACGAGAAGAAAGUCAUCAUUAUAUACACCGUUGCCGAUGAUUACACGGUGAAGCACGAGUACUACGGACAUCACGCUAAAGUGGUAUGUCUGGCCUGGAGUCCUGAUAAUGAGCACUUUGCCUCCGGAGGAAUGGACAUGCUUGUGUUCGUCUGGACCAUCUCUGAUCCUGAAAAGAGGAUCAAAAUUCCUGAUUCUCACCGGUUGCACCACGUGAGCGGCUUGGCCUGGGUGGACGAACGCACGCUCGUCACGACUUCUCACGAUGCGUGUGUGAAACAGUGGACGCUAAAAAUCUAAGCACUCUUGCACACACUUGCAGGGACAGGAGACUUCUGUUGGGAAUCUGUCUUUUCUCACUCACCUGGACUUGCGUGCUCUCUUUGUUUUUAAGGGUUGUGUGCCAGGAAUCUCAAUCUCCUUUUUUUUUUUUUUUUUUUCCCUUUUUUUUUCUUUGUGUGCGCAAACGCAUGUGUGCAUCUCCUUUCUGCCUUCAGUCAGUUAACAUGCUCCUUAUCCCUCAUCUUUUAUGAAAGGUGUGACAUUCCAGAAUCAUGAGACCGAGACUUCCACUUGGCCACCAUUCAACACGUGCGCGCACACAACUUAUAAAACGUAACACAACUCCUGAUCUAACAAGAAGUUUUCUACCCAGUGCUGUAUCAUGGCUCAGUCUUGUUUUUGACCAGGUGGAGGUUUCGCUUUAGGGCUCUCUUAUCGUGUCUUGGGCUUCUGUGAUGGACCGUGGUCUGUUUCUGCAUUCUACUGACAGGAUGCGUGUCUGUUUCUUCAGGGAGCAAUAAUAGGUUGUAAAGCAGAAACGGAACAGUCCAGAGAUUUACUGUAGUGUAUGUGUGUUGGAUGCGAGUGUGGAAGAGGGACAUCGGUGUACUGUCCUUUGUCUCGGUCACUGUGGGUAUAUUUUUGUGUGAAUAUCAGCCUCUGCUUUUUUUCACUGAAGUGGAUGUGAUUCAUACUACUAAUAAUAAAUGAUUGAAAUAAAGCUGAACGCUUUUUA
Molecule: messenger RNA, 2677 nt
Organism: Neoarius graeffei (lesser salmon catfish)
Lineage: Eukaryota; Metazoa; Chordata; Actinopteri; Siluriformes; Ariidae
Gene: wdr1
Product: WD repeat domain 1
Exons: 15
Coding region: 139-1959 (606 amino acids)
Biological process (GO): sarcomere organization; locomotion; actin filament depolymerization
Cellular component (GO): cortical actin cytoskeleton
Molecular function (GO): actin filament binding
Source: RefSeq, a predicted model, not a curated record